Molecule: messenger RNA, 910 nt
Organism: Hylaeus volcanicus
Lineage: Eukaryota; Metazoa; Arthropoda; Insecta; Hymenoptera; Colletidae
Gene: Ggamma1
Product: guanine nucleotide-binding protein subunit gamma-1
Exons: 2
Coding region: 186-398 (70 amino acids)
Biological process (GO): G protein-coupled receptor signaling pathway
Cellular component (GO): heterotrimeric G-protein complex
Molecular function (GO): G-protein beta-subunit binding
Source: RefSeq, a predicted model, not a curated record
GAAAAGUCUCUAGUGCAUGGAAACUAUUGUUCCACAAGAAUCAGCCUUAAGGGAUAGGCUCUCUGUAUAAAACUGUGAUAUGUUUUCGGAAUUUUCAGGAAAAACAAAUAUUGUUUAUAAAGUACUGUAAAAUACAGCAUACAUUGUUAACAGUAAAAUCGAAAAUCCUGUUGCCUACGAUUGUUAUGGAUAUGGUGAUCACAAGUUUGCAACAACAACGUCAAAUUACGGAGCAGCUGCGUCGUGAAGCAGCUUUAAAGCGAAUCACUGUCAGCAAAGCUGUGGAGGAUAUCAUGAAGUACAUCACAGAACACGAACAAGAGGAUUGUCUCUUGGUUGGUUUUUCAUCGCAGAAGUCUAAUCCCUUUCGUGAAAAAAGUUCAUGUACCAUUUUUUAAACUUGCUUGCUUAAAAUGAAGCAAGAAAGGAGAUCGUCAAUUAUCUUAUCAACGUAUAAUUUAUUACAGACAUGAAAGUAUUCCUAUCAUUCAUAUUCUAACAUUUAAAUAAUCGAGUCAAUUUAACAAAUCAGUGUCAUUACUAGUGCUUCUAUACACAAAUGAAUCUAUUUUUCUAUUGAUUGUGUGCAUAUGUCAAAAAAAGAAUGUAAGGCAAACUUGGAAGUACCACAUUUUAUUGCCAUCGUAUUGGCCUAUUUUACAUACACAUGUUCGUGAAAAAUGACAGAUUAUUUUAUACAAUGUUGAAUUUAUAGAAUGUUUAAGAGAAUUACAAUAUGUAUGUAACAUUAACAAAAGGAUAUGUAUCUGAUAUUCUGAUAUUCUGAUUAUAGUUAAAUAUCUCAAGUGCCUUCAUACAACAAAGUAAAUAUAUAUUUAUAUAAUUUAUACUAUCUACUACAUAAAUGGAUAUAACAAUUGUAAUACAAUAAAAAGAUGUAAACACUGAA